This is a messenger RNA of Atta colombica, 935 nucleotides long. It is a transcript of the gene Rsph1, whose product is annotated as radial spoke head 1 homolog. Gene Ontology annotation, biological process: spermatid development; axoneme assembly. Gene Ontology annotation, cellular component: motile cilium; nucleus. The record is from RefSeq and is a predicted model, not a curated record. Bases 162 to 935 code for a protein of 257 amino acids. NCBI's taxonomy places the organism in Eukaryota, Metazoa, Arthropoda, Insecta, Hymenoptera, Formicidae. The transcript is spliced from 5 exons.
CGUAUCCUAAAAUAUCAAAUUUUUUAUUUACGCACGCGUUAUAUACCAAUCGAUAAAGGACAAUCAACGCCCAGCGGAACGUAAAAAUCGAUUGGUGUCUAAACAAUCGAAAUUUAGAUUGAAUUAGGCUACAUGAAACGAUCGACAAAAUAUGAUGAAGAAUGGAAAAAUCAUUAACAAGACCGAAUCCGAAUGAACAUGAAAAACCAGAGGUUGAUUCAUUGGGGAUCUACGAGGGCGAAAGAAAUGAGAAUGGUGAGAGACAUGGAAACGGAAAGACUUUGCUAUCAAAUGGUGACAUGUAUGUUGGUCAAUAUCGUAAUGGAUUUAGGCAUGGCAAAGGAAUCUACGUAUUUAAAAACGGUGCCCGAUAUAACGGCGAUUGGAGAGACGGACAGAAAUACGGGCAAGGGAUCUUUUGGUACCCUGAUGGAACGCGAUACGAAGGGGAAUGGAUAUGCGACGCGAAGCACGGUUUUGGCAGUUAUUAUUAUAUGAACAAUGACAUUUAUGAGGGUUCGUGGAAGGAUGAUUUUCGUCAUGGCAUAGGAACAUAUUUAUACGCUGACACAGAGACGAAAUUUAUGGGGACAUGGAUGGAAGACCGCAUGCAAGGACCUGGACAACUCAUUCAUGCAUGUUGUCAUUUUCAUGGUUUUUGGAAGCUGAAUUUGCCGUACGGACGUGGUUGCUUCACUUUUGAAAACGUGUGUAUGCAGCAUGGUCAUUAUAUACAUGUGAAAGAUCCCAUGUUUGAUGACUCAACUUUGAUAAACACGGAUGAAAUCAUAGUGGAAAUGUCAAUUCCAUCCUCGGUCAACAAAGACGAAGAUGAUGUUUGGUCAAAAAUCGAAGAGGCCUCCGAUUAUCCGGAAGAAGAUUAUCACGAAGAACAUUAUCAAGAAAUGGCAUCGUCUCAGGGCGACAAUCUUUAA